Drosophila rhopaloa is the source of this 3774-nucleotide messenger RNA. RefSeq names its product hamartin (gene Tsc1). NCBI's taxonomy places the organism in Eukaryota, Metazoa, Arthropoda, Insecta, Diptera, Drosophilidae. Gene Ontology annotation, biological process: negative regulation of TOR signaling; regulation of cell cycle; negative regulation of cell population proliferation. Gene Ontology annotation, cellular component: TSC1-TSC2 complex. The record is from RefSeq and is a predicted model, not a curated record. Bases 269 to 3601 code for a protein of 1110 amino acids. The transcript has 7 exons.
UGGCUGGCGAUAACAGCAAAAGAGAAAUAUCACAAAAAAAAACCUUUUCAUUUUCAAGACAAACAUGUAAAAAAAUAUGAGUUUGGCAGAGUUGAUAGUGACCAAGACAAGAAAAAGCACACGCAGCUCUGCAAAAGACAACCACGACGACGAGUGAGUGGAGUAGAAAAGGACCAGGAGUGGAGUAGUGGAGUAGGAGCAGGAGCAGUAGACCGAGGGCGGGCGGAAAAAUCAAUCGCAGCGACAGGGAGCCAAGAAACCCGCCACCAUGGUGAUAGAGAAGAUCAUCGGCGACCUGGAGUCAAACAUGACGCUGGAGAAUGAGGAGGCCAAGCGGAAACUGGUGGAGCUGCUGACCCAGAACAAGGAGCAGUGGUUGGUGCAAUUCAUGCUGGACUACUUCUUUAAAACCGGAUCUCAGCGCAUCCUGGAGGUACUGGUCAAGGCUCAGGCGCCGCACGAUGGCUACAUUUUCGACCGGCUAGACGAUUGCCUAAAGCAAGCUCAGCACCGGGUGCAAAGCCUCCAGGUAUUCUGCUUCAUAGUGCGUCACCACCCCACUUGGCUGUACAAGAUCGAAAAACACCGGCUGAUCAAGAGCGUUUUCAAGCUGUUGACGCACGAGAAGGAGAUAGUGCCGCUUAUGAGCGCUCUGUUGUGCAUCAUCACCCUACUACCGAUCAUCCCGAAUUCCGUGCCCAACUUCCUCAACGACCUGUUCGAGGUAUUUGGGCAUUUGGCCUCGUGGAAGCUGCAGAACAAAAAUAUGCCGGACGAGAAGCUCGUUCACCUACAGUUGGGGCUGCAGAUGCUGUUUCACCGCUUGUAUGGCAUGUAUCCGUGCAGCUUCAUGGCCUAUUUAGGGGAGUUCAUCAAGCGGGGCAACGGCGGCGGUAUCUUUCAGCACACGAUCAAGCCGCUGUUGGACACGGUGCGAGUGCAUCCCAUGCUGCUGACGGCCACGCCAGAGACGGAGGUGAACAACACGCGCUGGAAGGAGAUGGAGCCGCAUGACGUAGUCAUGGAGUGCGCCAACCUCUCGCUGCCUGUCCUUUUGCCCGAGGCAAGCAACGAAGACGGCAGCUAUGCGUAUCCCAUAACCCCGGGCUACAGCCGCAUGACGUCGAACACCUCAAAUACAGACUACAGCUAUCAACUGAGGGAGUUCCAACAUUCAAAGAACGUCUACGCUCGCUUCGAUUUAUCUGCUUCGGGUGGAGAUCUGGGACCGAUCUGGAGUCCGCACAAUGAGAUCACGACAGCUAGUAGCGCCAUACCUCUGACGCCCACCACAUCGUUUAUUUUGCCACUUCAGCCGACGAUGAAUUCGCAGCUAAUGGUGGGCAUGACGGGCUCCUCGCCGCCCGAAGCUGCUGUGGAGGCCACCCCGGAAACAACACCCCUUAAGGAUGUCAGGGAGAUCAAGCAGCCAGGUCGAGCUGUUAACUCUCAUGCGGCGAGAGCUAUCUUUACCACGAGCCAGCCCUCUUCGCCCAUGCGCAAGGACCAGCAAAGUCUGUUCAGUUUUCCGGAUGUGAGUCGAGAGGCCGCGGAGGGAAGUACCACAUUUCUGGAAGUCACCAGCUUUACCUCUUUUGAUCGACGCCUGCAAAAAGUCAUCCAAGAUAGGCACAACGUAGAGCGAUUUGUUAACACAUCCCAUCCCAGCAGCCUGCCGGAAAUUAACUCGGAUUUAUCCCUCGUUGGAGCUUCCGCCUAUUCUGCUGCCACUCAGGAGGACGCUGCCGUAUGCGGCGAGUGCAACGAGACUGACGGCAACCGGUGCAGCGUGGGAGGGCUACACAUGCCCACCAGCCGAUCCAUGCACCAGUUGGCCAAGAGGCGCCGCAACCGCAUGGCCAGCUACAGUGGCAAUGAUACCUGUGCGGACAGCAGAAGUUCGGCAGCCAAGAAGGCCAGUUGGAGUGCGGAGGCAGAGAACCCAAUGCGGCGGACUAAAUCCUGCUCAGCCCUUGCCGGAUUGCAACAGCAGCAUCUGGAGGAGAACGAUGACGAGGCCGAUUGUUCUGGUCAGAGACAGAAAACGGAGAAUGGAACUACGCAAAAGACUGGGAGCCGCCUGCAGAGGAGCGGCCGAAUCCUGGCCAUGUCGGCGCCCAAGGAGCCGGCUAGAAGCUACGCCCACGCCUUCACCCAGACGGUGGAAGGAGUGGAUAGUGCUCCGCCGCAGUACGAGAAUUGGCUGAUUGAACUUCUGCUCGAGUGCAAGGAGCAGCGGAAUAACUAUGAGAGAAGCCUUCUCUAUCCGCAGGAUAUCCUGGACGAGUACAUCAAGCAUGCGAUCAAGGCCAAUGAGACCUUUGAUGCCGAACAAGGUCAGCUAAUGUGCCUGCAGCUAGAGUACGAGAGCUACCGGCGCUCCAUUCACGCUGAGCGCAAUCGGCGACUCAUGGGUCGGAGUAGAGACAAGCGCAGCCUAGAAAUGGAGCGGGAUCGACUUAGGGAGCAGCUUAAGAACUUCGAUACGAAGAACAAGGAUCUGGCCAGUAAGAUGGAUAAUGCCAUGCGGAUAGCCAACGAGCGCCAGAAAACCCACCAGGAGGAGCUAAGCGAGAUGAGGUCGAAGUACCAACAUGAGCUGGAGGAGAAGAAGUGCCUGCGAGAGGCCAAUGAUGACCUGCAGACGCGCCUCACAAGUGAGGUGGCGCGCCACAAGGAGAUGAACUACGAACUGGAGUCGCUGCGAGGACAGGUUUUCAGUCUGGGCACCGAAUUACAGCACACCCAGCACCAGGCCGACUUGGGGCAGCAGUGCAAACAGGAGUUGGCGCGCUUGGAGGCCGAGUUCAUCAUUAUGGGCGAGGUGCAGGUGCGUUGCCGCGACCGUCUGGCCGAGAUCGAUAAUUUCAGGGCCCGUGACGAGGAACUGCAGAUGCUGCAAGAAAGCAGCCAGCUAGAACUGAAGGAGCUGAGGCACAGCCUGGACGAAAAGACAUCACAGCUGGAGAGCAUGAAGCACAAGAUCAGCGACUUGCAGGCCCAGCUUUCCAACAGCGAGAAGGCCAUGACGGAGCAAAAGCGACUCCUCAGCACGGUCAAAGAUGAGUAUGAGGAAAAGUUCAAGUCGGUGAACAAAAAAUACGAAGUGCAGAAGAAGAUUAUCAUGCAGAUGGAAGAAAAGCUAAUGAUGAUGAUGAUGCAGCCGCAGGGAAUAGCAGGUCACAACACCUGCUCUCCGGACACGGACAGAACUGACAUUGCCUCAUCCAUUGAGCGCAACUCCCCGCUGUCCACCUCGCUGGCAUCCAGCGAGAGCCUGUCGGCCAGCCUGCGCUCCACGGAGCUAAAGAACCUGCAACAACUGGUGGACACGCCCUCGAUACCGGAGGUGCUGAGCAGCUUAGCCGCUGGCGCCCAGUUUGAAGACGGGGUGCGUUUGCCUGCCGUGGAUCUAGCCUCAUCGGCCAGCACCGCCAGUGCCAUUAACAUCGUGCCGCACGCCUUGGACCUGCCGUCGACCUCCGGCGGCAUUGGUCACACGCUCACCCACCCACAUCCGCAUCCGCAUCUCCACUUGCAGCAGCAGCAACACGAUCAGAUGCAGCUGGAGCAGCAGGCGCUGUUUGUAAAAAAGAACUAGCUUUCCUUCACUAAAGAAUUGUGAAUUGGGAAAUCCCACACAGGAAAUAUACAAAAAAAAAGUUAUUGGUUCUUCAUAUUUUCAUAUUCAGUUUAAAACUGUAACUAAGGUUUAAUAAAUCGCUGACUCCACGCAAUAAUUAUAAAAGUUAUACAAAAUAUUAAUGUUUGAAA